Messenger RNA from Colletotrichum destructivum, 2070 nucleotides. RefSeq lists its product as uncharacterized. Gene Ontology annotation, biological process: DNA-templated transcription; regulation of DNA-templated transcription. Gene Ontology annotation, molecular function: DNA-binding transcription factor activity, RNA polymerase II-specific; DNA binding; zinc ion binding. The transcript has 6 exons. The coding region runs from base 46 to 1806 and encodes 586 amino acids. Gene Ontology annotation, cellular component: nucleus. Lineage: Eukaryota; Fungi; Ascomycota; Sordariomycetes; Glomerellales; Glomerellaceae. The record is from RefSeq and is a predicted model, not a curated record.
CAGACCUUGACGUACGGCGUCGCCGUCUGUCUUUCAACAUCAGCCAUGUCAACGUCUCGAGAUGAGGAACCGGCGCGUUUUUCAUGCACUCAGUGCCGCUCCAUGAAACUAAAAUGCGACCGCAUCAAGCCUCGUUGCAGUCGCUGCGUCAGAGUCCGCGCCGACUGCGAGUAUCCCAAGUCAAGAAGGGCCAAUGUUGGCAAGAGGCAACAAGUUCGUGAUCUGGAAGUCAAACUAGAACAGCUUGAGCGUAUUGCCAAGUCUAGUACAGACAAACCCCCACGCAAUGGUGAGCCAGCGGAUCAGGACACGGCGAUCCAGAACAUGGGCCCCGUCUAUGGAAGCCCACAAGUCCUGCCUGUUCUGGAGGGGCCUGCUUCAGAUCCAAACAUUCCUCCAGUUGAGGCUCCAUCGGCUGAUUUGUCUUCGACUGGGACAUAUGAGCAACGGCCCCCUCUGGAGAUGAUUGAAUCUCUCACCAACCAAUACUUCGACAAAUGGCACUAUACGGCGCCCAUGAUCCAUCGGACCCGUUAUAUCAUGUCUUUGUCCCUACCAUCCCACAUGCGACCUCCAAUGUGCCUCCAGUACAUCGUGAUGGCGUGGGGAGCCGAAAUCGGCAAUACCCAUCGAAGUUUAGCGAUACCAUUCUAUAAUCGGGCCCGAGCAUAUGCGCAAGCCGACGAGGUAAAUGCCAGCCUGAGAGUAGCGCACGCACAAACAUGGUGUCUGAUGUGCUACUUCGAAGCCCAGUACUUGCUUUUCUCUCGAUCUUCGAUGAGUCUCUGCAGGGCCAUCAGAAUCGCACAGUUGCUCGGUCUUCAUCAGGUUGAUGGAGGCGGUCUGGGUCAUCCAUCCGGCCUACCGCCGCCUCAGUCCUGGCCAGAAGCAGAGGAGAGGCGUAGAACCUGGUGGGCGCUUUACUGCUCUGAUCGACUGGUAGGUGGUACCGCGGGCUGGCCAGUCCUCAUCAACGAGCGAGACAUGUCUGUACGGCUUCCAGCGUCUGAAGAAGCCUUUCAAAGUGACGUUGAGGAGAAGACAAGCCUAUUUACAAGCGUGCUGCAGCAAGACGGCAAGGUCUUCUCCCCAUUCGCCGGACGUGUCAGAGCCGCGUCUCUCUUCCACCAAUCCUACCAGCACUCGACCAAGGCACCACUGCACAACAACAGCUCUUCAGAUCCAGAAAUAAACACACACUGGAGACAGUAUCGAGAAAUCGACAACAAUCUGGUUCUCUUCUUACAAGGGCUGCCUGACGGCCUAAGACUACCCAGGCAGGCCAGAUGUCGGAACGCGGUCUUCGUCAACAUCAUCAUCCACAUGUCGUUCAUCUGUCUGCAUAGGGCAGCCAUUUCCAGAAUGAAGUUGACUGGUCUUCCCAAAAGCAUGAUUCGCAGGAGCACAGCCCGACUUGUCUGCGCCGCAGAAGAGAUACUAAACAUCUUCCGGAUGAUGUCAGACAUGAAUGAGCAUCUCAAGAACUCGAUCCUGAUAUUUUCCGUCUACCUGACGUCUCGGGUCUUUCUCGAAGACUUGGAAACCACAGAGGACGUCCCGCGACAAGACAACCUCGACUUUGUUCUUCGUAUCAUGAUGCUAUCUGCAAAGACGUUGGACAACCCCGUCUCCGAUUCGAUGGCCGUCCAGCUCGCGACGGAAAUGCGGCAGCGAGGGCUUGACUCGUCUGCAGUUGAGAAGGCACUUGAGCUGUCACAGAGCCGUCAUUUGACACCGGCAUUUACCAAAGGAAGUGCUCCGUCGUCUGGUCCCGUGUUUCGAUUACCCAGCAAUAGCGAGACGUAAAGUAAAACCAAUGCUUCAGUCAACAAUGACCUCGCCAAUGUAUCGAAGUUCGUCUUUAGAGCCGAAUUUGAUUGCGGAGACAUUUCCAUGUGUCCACUGCCGUGGCAGUGUAACGGUAGACUAGCGAGGAGGAACUGCUUCGCUGUUCUGGAUACAAGCCUUGUUCUACUCGUUUUAGAUAUGCGUCACAUCAUGUUUGAAAUAGUCAUCUCCAGAGCGAAGAUGUCCAACUGCAAGUGUAUAAUCAGAAUUGUUGCCUCGGCG